Helobdella robusta is the source of this 555-nucleotide messenger RNA. RefSeq lists its product as hypothetical. The record is from RefSeq and is a predicted model, not a curated record. Bases 1 to 555 code for a protein of 184 amino acids. NCBI's taxonomy places the organism in Eukaryota, Metazoa, Annelida, Clitellata, Rhynchobdellida, Glossiphoniidae. The transcript has a single exon.
AUGAAUGGCGCCAACACUGGCUUGGAAGUUGGCAGCAGAUUUCGGAACACCAAUCAACAUUUCGAUGGAGACCUCAGCGUGAACGGGCAACAUGUUGACGAAUGUAUCAACAAUCGCAUUACAUCUUGCAACAUUUGUCACCACAAUAGCAUUAACAAUAACAACAAUGUCCACGAUAAUAGCAACAAUAAAAGCAAAAAGAUUAAAGUUGUUGAGAAUCUAAAUUAUGGAAGUGACAACAACCUCAACAUGCACGCCAUUAGUUUGUUUAGCCCAGUAAACAACGACACAACCAACAACAUCAACAACAACAACAACAAAAACAUCAACGAAAUCAUCAGUAUAAACAAACAAAACAACAAAACAUUUGAUAAAAAAAGUACCAACAACAACGCCAGCAACAAACACCACAAAAUGAACUCCAUGAAGAACUUACGGCCCGUGUUGACCAUGGACAAGUGGUUGACCAUGUUGGCCAUAAUGAGUUUCCUGUACUUGGAUGGUGUCGAAUGCACGCAUCAAUCGUGGUGGUCUGUAUUAUUUUUUAUUGUAUAA